UUAAGGCGAAGCUCGGCGGGAGCAGCCGCCCUGGCAUCGCUGCCAGGCGGGAGAAGGUGCGCGCGCGCGCGCGCGGCCCCGAGACCCAGCGCCCCUCGGCACGGCUGGCAUCGGCGUCUCCUUGAGGACCUGGGGUGAGCUAGGCAUGGAACACACUAUUCCUUGCUUGAAAACACUGUUACAGGAAUUGACACCUGGGUAUCUUUCCUUAUCCCCAGGAUACUGGACUCAUUAGCAAAGGGGUUGACCCAUUAACUUGUCAAUGUUUCUUUCUAGGAUUGCUUGACUGCCAUGUUAGUGCUGCUUGCAUUUGGAGUGCUACUUCGGGAAAUCUUGGCCAGCAUUCAAGAUGAAAAUCUUGCUGAUGGCAGCAAUAUUCCGGAAGUGCCAUUGUAUCGCUAUGAAAACAUCAACUUUCCAGAAGAGCACAUCCCAUACUUUUUACAUAAUAACCAGCACAUUGCCACAGUCUGUAAGAAGGAUCCUCAUUGCCCAUAUAAAAAAUCCUUGAAGAAAUUAAAAUCCUGUUGGGGGUAUGAGAAAUCCUGUAAACCAGAAAAAAGAUUUGGGUAUCCAGUAUGUGAUUAUGCUGAGGCAGGCUGGGCUAGUACUCUUGAGGAGGCUCAGCAUAUGUUCUGGAAGCAAGCUGAUUUUGGUUAUGUUAAAGAGAGAAUGGAUGAAGUGAAGACUCAUUGCAGACCUAAGACUAUGGGAGAUUCAUCACUUGAAUGCUCUCGUUAUCUUCAACACUGCAGAGCAAGGAAUUUGUACAUUGAUUUAAGAAACCCAAAGAGAGACCAUGAUAGAUUUAAUGAAGACUUUUUCCAGAAGGGGCAAAUUGGAGGUCAUUGUAAUAUGGACGUUCAAGCUUUCCUUGCUGAAGGUCAGCGGAAGAGUCCUCUGCAGUCUUGGUUUGCUGAGCUCCAGAUGUAUACAGAACUGAACACCAGACCUCUGGAAGAUGGUAGUUGUGAUGUUGUUAUUGACAAGCCAACUUAUUUCAUGAAGUUUGAUGCAGGUGUUAAUAUGUAUCACCAUUUCUGUGACUUUGUCAAUCUUUACAUCACUCAACAUGUUAUCAACUCAUUCAGCACAGAUGUCAACAUUGUCAUGUGGGAUACUAGUUCCUAUGGAUAUGGAGACUUGUUCAGUGAAACUUGGAAGGCAUUUACAGACUAUGAAAUAAUACACUUGAAAUCGUAUGAUUCAAAAAGAGUAUGCUUCAAAGAAGCAGUUUUUACAUUAUUGCCUCGAAUGAGGUACGGCCUAUAUUAUAACACUCCACUGAUCUCUGGCUGCCACGGUACAGGAUUAUUUAGAGCCUUUUCCCAGCAUGUCUUACACAGAUUACAUGUCACCCAAGAAGGACCAAAGGACGGAAAAAUCAGAGUUACCAUACUUGCUCGAAGUACAGAAUACAGGAAGAUACUAAACCAGAAUGAGCUUGCCAGUGCUUUGAAAACCUUGUCAUUGUUUGAGGUCCAAAUAGUCAAUUACAAGUACAAGGAGCUUGAAUUUACAGAGCAGCUGAAAAUUACACACAAUACAGAUAUAUUCAUUGGAAUGCAUGGAGCAGGACUGACUCAUCUUCUCUUUCUGCCAGACUGGGCUGUCAUCUUUGAAUUAUACAACUGUGAAGAUGACCGCUGCUAUUUAGAUCUGGCACGACUGAGAGGUGUCCAUUACAUCACCUGGCAAAGGAAGGAUAAAGUAUUCCCCCAGGAUCAGGGGCAUCAUCCAACACUUGGAAAACACCCGAAGUUUACAAAUUACUCGUUUGAUGUGGAAGAAUUUGUCCGCUUGGUACUUUUGGCAGCUGAUCGUGUGUCACAACAUUCCAAAUGGCCAUUUAGGAGAAAACAACACGAUGAAUUCUAGUGAAACUGUUUCCGAAAGAAUGUGCUGGGGAUGGCAUCCUUGGGCGCUUCAGGGGCUUCCCUGGCCUAAAUAAUGGUGGCACUUGGGGAGGGGCUGUGAGUCUCAAUGGAGAGUCCUCCUUACAUGCUUUGCACAUGGUCUCAGAUUCAAUGUCUUGCAUCUCUAGUGAAAGGAUCUCGAGUAGAACUGUCAGAUAUGGAAUAUAGAUUCCAUAUCUAAUACUGGUUGUAAUGGAUUGUGAGCUAUGAAAUGCUUAUAUGUCUGUUACGAAGUCUGCAGGAUCAAGAACUUGCAUUUGCAGCCGUUCUUAAAACUUUCACUGAAUACAGCAAUUUUAGCCUAAAAUUUCCUAAGCCGUGCUUAAAAAUAGAAAGUGCAUGUGGGAAGUGUGUGUGCAAAAAAGCUGAAGUAACUUCUAGGAUGAAGAUCAAGAAUCCCCCUCCCCAGCCCUCUUCUGUGCCAUCCUGAUACAUAUGGUACAUGCUUAAACAUCUCAGUGCCGUCCUGGUGUUGCGAGAAAGGACGUGACUAUGAAAAGCAGAGGUGAACUGAGCUGAUGAGCCUGGCAAAAGGGCACCAAAACAUCAACAUUCCAAGCAAGAACAGGGUACACCAGCAUUUGGGAGGCCAAGGGGGAAGGCCUAAAGAAGUGAAGAAAGAGCAGAGAAGGGCCAGAGACAAUAAAAGCCAUGCAAAGGAGGAGGCCAGAGAUGGGCCAGGCAGAGUCCUACUUUCCAUCAUCCAUGGAGCAUUCCCCUUCAAGCAGCCUGUGCACUUUCCAUCUUCAUCAGAGCUCAAGUAGUCAACUUGCACAACAACCAGGUGUGGCCAACCUGAACUUUGGGUUGAGUGUGUGUGUGUGAAUGGGGGUAGCCUGGGAUGCGUAAGUAGUUUCAAUAAAGCUUUUUUUCAUUUUAAAAAACCUUGCCUGGGGCUCUCUGUCUGUUCACUGCUGGAUUUGAACCCACUGGCUCACAACUCUUGUCUAGGGUCUGAUCAGCCCUGGAGGAG
Messenger RNA from Eublepharis macularius, 2889 nucleotides. RefSeq names its product EGF domain specific O-linked N-acetylglucosamine transferase (gene EOGT). Bases 292 to 1878 code for a protein of 528 amino acids. The transcript is spliced from 18 exons. Gene Ontology annotation, cellular component: endoplasmic reticulum lumen. NCBI's taxonomy places the organism in Eukaryota, Metazoa, Chordata, Lepidosauria, Squamata, Eublepharidae. The record is from RefSeq and is a predicted model, not a curated record. Gene Ontology annotation, molecular function: protein N-acetylglucosaminyltransferase activity.